Molecule: messenger RNA, 789 nt
Organism: Orbilia oligospora ATCC 24927
Lineage: Eukaryota; Fungi; Ascomycota; Orbiliomycetes; Orbiliales; Orbiliaceae
Exons: 2
Coding region: 1-789 (262 amino acids)
Cellular component (GO): membrane
Source: RefSeq, a predicted model, not a curated record
AUGUCUAGAUUCUACGAAUUAAACCAUAUCUCCCCAACCCACCGCCAAUCUCGCUACUUCAGCUCCUGGAUCCUUCCAUCCCCAAUCUUCCUCGCCUACCGCGCUCUCCUCUGUCUCUACUCCGUCCUAGUAAUUAUCAUCGCCAACGCUCUUCGUCCCGACCUCGCAGGCACCCGUUUCAGCUAUUUCACAUGGCUCACAUACUGGGGGAUCACUUUUUACCUGCUCAUAAGUCUCGCGCACACGUUUAGCUAUUGGAAGUACGGAAAAGCGUGGUUGGAGAGCUGGCCAAAAUGGUUGCAGCUUUUGCACGGAGUAUUUUACACGACGAUCACUGUUUUGCCGUGGACGGUAACAGCGGUUUAUUGGGCGGUGUUGUUUGAUGGAUUUGGAGGGCAGUAUGAUGCAUGGAGUAAUAUUUCGGUUCAUGCUCUUAACGCUGGCGUGGCGUUUCUUGAAGUCAUCAUCCCACGCACAGAGCCAAUGCCAUGGGUUCACAUUCCCUGGCUCAUUGUUAUCCUCGGUGGAUACCUUGGUGUCGCGUAUAUCACAAAAUCCACCCAAGGAUUCUAUACCUACUCCUUCCUCGACCCCAAUAGCAAAGGCUCCGGCAUCACAGCCGCAUAUUGCAUCGGAAUUCUGGCUGGAACAACAAUACUAUUUUGUAUUGUGAAGGGACUGGUCUGCUUGAGGGUUUGGGUCACUGAAAAGAAGUUGGGUAUGAAUGGGAAGUUGAGCAAGAAAGACGUCAGUGGAGAAACUGAAGUUACAGAGAAGCUUAAUGUCUAA